Gavialis gangeticus (Gharial) is the source of this 1718-nucleotide messenger RNA. Its product is annotated as vesicle-associated membrane protein 1-like. The record is from RefSeq and is a predicted model, not a curated record. The transcript is spliced from 5 exons. Gene Ontology annotation, molecular function: SNAP receptor activity; syntaxin binding. Lineage: Eukaryota; Metazoa; Chordata; Crocodylia; Gavialidae. Gene Ontology annotation, biological process: SNARE complex assembly; vesicle-mediated transport; vesicle fusion. Bases 50 to 400 code for a protein of 116 amino acids. Gene Ontology annotation, cellular component: SNARE complex; plasma membrane.
GCGGAGUGUGGUGACUAGCGGGACUGGCCCGGCGCGACCCGACCCGACCAUGUCUGACCCAGCGCAGCAAGCAGGCCCAGAAGGGGGAGCGCCAGGCGGGGGUCCCCCCGGCCCUCCACCCAACACGAGUAGUAACUGGCAGCUGCAGCUGACACAGGCCCAGUUGGGGGAGGUGGUAGACAUCAUGCGUGUGAAUGUGGACAGAGUACUGGAGCGAGACAAGAUGGUGUCAGAGCUGGAUGACCGGGCAGAUGCUGUCAAGACUAGUGCCUCAGUGUUUGAACGCAGUGCUGGAAAGCUCGAGAGGAAGUACUUUUGGAAGAACAUGAAGAUGAUGAUUAUAUUGGGAGUCACUUGUGCUGUUGUGGUGGUGACUAUUGCACUCUACUUCUGUACUUGAAUGUGGUUCCCACAGUCUGCAGCCUACCCACUGUGAUCACCCUGUUUUUCCACUGCCCAAGGUCCCUCCCUCCACUUGGCUUUUACAUCAUUAAUUCUUUUUAUUGGCUUUGUUUGUCUUCUGUAUGAGGUUCUGAUGCAUUUCUUGUAGACCUGGACUAACCCCUUGAAUAGCUGCUGCAGCACGAGGGAAGGCAGUUCCAUUUGUGGAGGAGGGAAAGGGAAUAUUGCUCCCCCCAGCUUCUGUUGCAAUGGUAAUUGGAGUUGAAACACACCUUCAGUGUGAACUUUCCUCACAGCAAUGUCUUGAGGGUUGGGUGCUGGCAGUGUAAGCUUCCUUAAGCAGUGCCCUGGCAGUCAUGAGCCCCAGGGACUGAAGGAGGACUCCCAUUUUGGCUCUUCAGCAUUGUUUCAUCUGAUAGGAGCCCAUGGUAAUAUGUUUGUGGUUUUCCCUUUAACCUCUGAAAUCUGGUUAACAGUGGUUGCUUAGUCUUCCACUCCUCCAAAGCAGUAAGCUAUGGGCAUCUUGCUUUUCUGCAACAUGGGGAAUGACAUGCAGGGACACCUAGCAGUGUGAGUAUUUGGACUUGUGUUCUUGUCAGCUGUAUAGACUUAAGUGAGCAUGUGAACCUGGAACUAUCUACUAGCAUGCAGCUUAUGCUGGGGGUAUAGUGGGGCAAGGUGGGGGGUGGAGCAGGAGUAGGGGUCCUGAUCCUUUUUGGCUUCCUAAGGCUGCAUGCUUACGAUGUGCUGUGGUAAGGGCAGGUCAGCGGUGCCCCAGGUGGGAUUCUUAGUUUACUUUGGUAAUUGGAACAAACUUACCCUGUGUGUUUUCUGGACCAGUCUCUGGUUAUUACUGUUUUUCUCUAAAGCCCCUUAUUCUCUGCAGGAGUUGGAGAAAUUCAGAGCAGAGUUUCAAGAGCAGCUUCCAAGUGCAGCUCUGCUCUGAAAAAAUUGGCAUCAGAUUCUCACAUCCAACAGCUCCUGGUUCUGUGUGAAAUCUGCCCCCAUUAACAAGCUUAAAUCUUUCUAUGUGCCAGGGCUGAAAACUGCCCCAGAUUUAUGAGGCUAACAGUGGGCACUUGCCAGUGUUCCUGAGCUUGGGUCCCAGUUACAGGAGGGAGAUCCUUACUUUACCUAUACAAGACCAUACCUUAGUCUAAGUCCCACUUAGGUAGGGCUGUGUUUCCCAAGGCUGCUCUAAGUCCUUCAAGAGCAGCUGUGGGCUCAGUGGACAAAGCGAGUUUUUACAGUAAGUCUCUACUAAGGUUUGUUUGUUCUGUGGGUGACUUGUUACUUCCAGAGGACAAAAGGGUGGA